AUUUUCAGGUGUUUGAAAGAAUCCACGAAGGACAUCAUUGCUGUGUAACAAUUAUCUAAGAGCUUUGUAUAACUUAUAGGCAUGGCGGAAUUGGUGCACUUGCGCCUGGAAGCAGCUCUGCCAGAGCUGGAAGAGAUGGAGCGAAUCGGACUCUUCGCUCGCAACGAAAUCAGGCAAAUUAUCAAAAAGAGGGAACGUUAUGAGUAUAAGCUGCGCAAGAGGAUGAAACGGAAAGAAGAUUAUCUACAGUACAUUGAUUUUGAAGUAAACCUUCUGGCUCUCAUAGAGAAACGUCGAGACAGACUGCUAUGUGAUUCUAAGAAAAAGGAGAUUGACUACUCUAUUUCAAGGAGGAUCAAUUCUUUAUUUAAGAUAGCUAUAUCAAAGUUUCCCGAGGAUGAAAAAUUAUAUCUUGAUCAGAUCCAGUUCUGCAAAAAAAGAAAAAUGCAUGAAACCAUCAGUUCCUUGUACACCAAGCUGCUUCGAGUGCACAGCCAAAAUCCCAAACUUUGGGUGAUGGCGGCCAAGUGGGAAAUGGAGGAGAGCCACUCCCCGGAUAAUGCCCGCACCCUCCUCCAGAGGGCAGUGCUCAUGCUUCCAAAUUCUGACCUUCUGUGGCGAGAGUAUUUCCGAAUGGAACUGAUGUACGUGGGACAUGGUGAGUUGAUUCAUAAAAGAAGGGAAGUGUUGAAUGUGCACCAUAUGAAAGAUUCUGAAGAAAAUGAUGCUGUGCUCAGUGGACAGGUUGCAAUUGUCGUUUAUGACAAAGCUGUGGAAGAAAUUGAUGAUGUGGACUUUGCAUUGUCGUUCCUGCAGAUUUGUUUUGAUUUUGACUUCACUGCCAAGCAUGUGGAGUACAUUUUGAAUGAUGUUCAGCGGAGGUAUCCAAACAAAGAAGAAACAUUGGAUGCCCUUGCAAAACGACCCCUCAUCAAUUUACAGGAACAGAUUGAAAAAGGGAAAAAAGAAGGACUCAAAAAGAAAGCUAUCUUGCAAAAGAUACACGAUGAAAUCUGCUCCAAAUAUGAUGAAGCUGUGGAAUCCCAGCCUACAGAAAAAAUGUGGAGCUUUUACCUCGAAUUUUUAUUCAGCCUGGUAAAAUCGGUAAAAGAAAACAAAAAGAGAAAACUGCAAGACACUUUGUUGAGUAAAUUUGAAGAAGCAGCGAAUGCAGGCCAUUUGUCCUUGGUUUAUUACAGUCAUUGGUCUGACUUGCUGUUCGAGAGGGGCAGGGAGGACGAUGCUCUAGCAGUGUCCCUUUCUGCCGCCCGCAAGGCUAAUAGAGUGUCCCACUGGGUUCGUUGCAUCACCCUCCACAUCAGGGGGCUCAAGUCCAGCAAGACUGUCUACCUGCUGCUCAUGGAGGCCCUCUCCACGCUCAAGGAAAAGGAUACCAUGCCUCUCUGGAAGUUGGGGGUUGAGUGGUUGUCCAUCUGUGACCCAGAAAAGCUCAUAGAGUUCUUUGAGAAGGGCAUCCACCAGAGCAAAGAAGUGAGUCUGCCCCUGAAGGAAAUGUACCUGGAAGCGACGAUGCUUCGCAAUGGCCCAGAAGCUGCCACAGAACUUUACAAAAAAUUAAAGAAAAUGGGACCUAUCUCUCUGCAGCUGAUAAGAAAAAUUGUAGCCAUCGAAAAAGGACAGCUAAAGCCCUCUUUGGAACUUUUAAGGAAGUAUUUUGAAGAUGGGGUAAAGGAGUUUGGUGCAACUCACAUCGAUAUCUGGCUGGACUACAUGAAGUUCGAGUCGGAACAGUCUGGCUGCGGACCGGCCAAUCAGGGCCGCCUGUUCUGGAGGGCCAUGAAGACCCUGAAGCCCGAACUGACCAAGGAGUUCCAGGAGAGGAUCACGGAAGUCAGCACCGGUUGCCCCCUGGCCACCCACUGGGAGCUCAUAUCCUAGGAUUCCCCUCUCUGUAAUUAGCGCCUUUUAAUUGAUUUUGCAUAA
This is a messenger RNA of Uloborus diversus, 1944 nucleotides long. RefSeq names its product U3 small nucleolar RNA-associated protein 6 homolog. NCBI's taxonomy places the organism in Eukaryota, Metazoa, Arthropoda, Arachnida, Araneae, Uloboridae. Gene Ontology annotation, biological process: maturation of SSU-rRNA from tricistronic rRNA transcript (SSU-rRNA, 5.8S rRNA, LSU-rRNA). The coding region runs from base 82 to 1899 and encodes 605 amino acids. The transcript is spliced from 22 exons. Gene Ontology annotation, molecular function: protein binding; snoRNA binding. The record is from RefSeq and is a predicted model, not a curated record. Gene Ontology annotation, cellular component: small-subunit processome; Pwp2p-containing subcomplex of 90S preribosome.